AUGGCCUUGCCCAGUAGACCGGGGUGGGUGACUGCUGUGCUGCUGAAGCAGGCAGUGCUGAGUGGGGGCUUCUUGUUGCAGGUGCCGGUGACGUCUGAGGACGGCAGGGUCUGUAUCUCCCCGGAGGAGUGGGCGGCGUUAGCGGAAUGGCAGAGGGAGCUGUACUGGGCCGUGAGGAGGGAGAACUACAAGCUGGUCACCUCGCUGGGCGGAAGCAGCUCCACGCGGAAGAGCGAUCAGUCUGGACCCCUGGUGGAGCGCAGGUUCAGGUGUUGCCUGUUGCAGGCUCUGAGAGCCCCAUCCCCCACACAAGGCAGCCACCCGGCUCUCAAACCUGAUCUCUUGUUCCGGAUUGAACGAGGGGAACAACCAGGUGUGGGGGUUCAGCUGAUCUCUGGUGGCUUAGAGCGUCCACCAGAUCCCUGCGCAGGCUACGGAUUUUUCAAGCCCGAUGGUUUCUUCCGGAUUGAGCAAUGGGAGGAGCGAUACAUCGAGGCUCAGCAGAAAGUGGAGGAGAGCAAGAUCCUGGGAAGUGCCUGCGUAGCAGAGCACGGGGGUGUGAACGCAGUCGAGCAAGAAGAGAACGCGGAGAGCUUUGCUGCAGACUUAGAGCUGUCCCCCGUGGUCUGUGACAGUUCCGACGGCUCGUUUCACAGUCGGCAGCUGGGAUCCAAGAGGCAGCAGAGAAACCAGACAAGGAUCAAGAUGGAAGAAUCAGCCGGCUUCAGCAAGUGUUCAGACGCCGUCGUACGUCAGCUAGGGGCUGGGCCUUUCCAGUGUGCCGAGUGCGGGAAACGCUUCCGCCAGAAGCAGAGCCUCAUCACGCACGAGAGGAUCCACACGGGAGAGAAGCCCUACAGGUGUCCAGACUGCGGGAAGAGCUUCAGCCAGAAGCCCAACCUCCUGACUCACCGGCGGAUCCACACCGGGGAGCGCCCCUUCUCCUGCCCGCAGUGUGGGAAGAGCUUCAGCCAGAAGGCCAAUCUCAUUGCCCACCAGAGAACCCACGAGGAAAAGCGGCCGUUCGUAUGCCCCGAGUGCGGGAAGAGCUUCACGCAGAAACCCAACUUGGUGACUCACUACCGGACCCACACGGGCGAGCGGCCCUUCAGCUGUGCCCAGUGCGGGAAGAGCUUCAACCAGAAGACCAACCUGGUGACUCACUACCGGACCCACACCGGGGAGCGGCCCUACGCCUGCCCCCAGUGCGGGAAGCGCUUCACCCAGAAGACCAACCUGGUGACUCACCAGAGCACCCACACGGAUGCGCGCCCCUAUCCGUGCGGGGAGUGCCAGAAGUGCUUCAAGGACAAGGUGUCCCUGAAAGCACACCAGAGAACCCACAGCCUGAGCCAGCCCAGACCCUGUGGGACUGCAGAGCCAAUCCCACUCCACAGUCCCCCCGCCGUGCCGCUGCAGCCCACAGGUGCUGAGCAGGAGAGCCAGCGCGACCCCACUCAGCCAGUGCCGGCCCAGAAGAUCCCCGGAAGCCAGGCACUGUGCACGUGCACUGACUGUGGUAGCAGCUUCCCCCAGAAACCGCAUAUCCCACUGCCCCAGCAAACCCCCUCAGCAGAGCAGCCCUUCCUGUGCGUGCAGUGUGGGGAAAGCUGCCCACAGGCGGCUCUUCUGAAGCACCAGCCCGGCCAGGCCAGGGAGAGGCCCUGCGAGAGCGCCCAGUAUGGGAGAGGCCUCAGCCUGAACCAACAUCUCCUCAGACACCUGGAACCCUGCCUGGGCCCUGGCGACGCGGCGCACGCGGCCCCCGGGGCAGAGCGGCCCUUCAUCUGUAACCAGUGCGGGAGCAGCUUUAGCUUUUGGCCGGCUCUCGUUGCCCAUCAGGGCAGCCACGCAGGAUGGCAGCCGUAUCAGCUUCCGGAACGCGGGAAAGGCCUCAGGCCCCGGCUGUCCCUGCCAGCCCAGCAGGAUGCGCAGGUGGGGGAGACAGCCUGGACGUGCCCCGAGUGCAGGCGGAGCUUCAGCCAGCACAGCCAGCUGGCAAAGCACCGGGAAAGCCACUGGGGCGACAGGCCCCAUCGGUGUGAUGUGUGCGGGAAGAGCUUCGGCUUGAAAGCCAACCUGAUGACGCACCAGCGGCUCCACACGGGCGAGCGGCCCUUCGCCUGCAGCCAGUGCGGGCGGCGCUUCAACCAGAAGGGGAACUUGGUGACUCACUACCGGAUCCACACGGGCGAGCGGCCUUUCGCCUGCCCCCAGUGCGGCAAGAGCUUCAGCCAGAAACCCAACCUCCUGGCCCACCAGAGAACCCAUGUGGGGCGGCGGCCCUUCGCCUGUGCCCAGUGCCCCAAGCGCUUCAAGGGCAAGAUGUCCCUGAAGAUCCACCAGCGUGUCCACCGAGUGCCCGGUGGGGAGCGGCCGUACGCCUGCCCGGAGUGUGGGAAAUGCUUCCGGCAGAAGGUCACGCUGGUCACGCACCUCCGGACCCACACCGGGGAGCGGCCGUUCCAGUGCACCCAGUGCGGGAGGAGCUUCAGCCAGAAGCCCAACCUCCUCACGCACCAGCGGACUCACACCGGCGAGCGGCCCUUCGCCUGCACCGUGUGCGGGAAGGGCUUCAGCUGGAAGCCCAACCUGGUGACCCAUUACCGCACCCACACCGGGGAGCGGCCCUACAGCUGUGGCGACUGCGGGAAGACCUUCAGCCAGAAGCCCAAUCUCCUCACUCACCGCAGAACCCACUCCCAGCAGAGACCAUACGCUUCCCCCAGCACCACGCAAGCUUCCCCCACGGGGACACCUUCACCCUGCGCCGCGGUGGGGACUGGCCCCACAUGUGCUUGGCCUGCAGAGGGCGCCUCAGCCACCACGUCCCCCACGGCAGGGAGCUCCUGA
Molecule: messenger RNA, 2853 nt
Organism: Emys orbicularis (European pond turtle)
Lineage: Eukaryota; Metazoa; Chordata; Testudines; Emydidae
Product: zinc finger protein 84-like
Exons: 7
Coding region: 1-2853 (950 amino acids)
Biological process (GO): regulation of transcription by RNA polymerase II
Molecular function (GO): RNA polymerase II cis-regulatory region sequence-specific DNA binding; DNA-binding transcription factor activity, RNA polymerase II-specific
Source: RefSeq, a predicted model, not a curated record